This is a messenger RNA of Cuscuta epithymum, 2049 nucleotides long. NCBI's taxonomy places the organism in Eukaryota, Viridiplantae, Streptophyta, Magnoliopsida, Solanales, Convolvulaceae. The record is from the annotation of a GenBank genome assembly.
AAAAAUGAGGUGAGUAGAGAAACCAUGUUGCCAUCCAUAUCUGCUACCUCCAUCAUGUUAGUCCGACAAUCCGCCCCAAAAUAGCUCAAGUGCUCCAAGUAUUGGGUUAAAUACCGCUUUUACCCCUGCACCCUUUUUAAAAAAGUGUUCUUUUCCUCUCUAUCUGUUGAAACUUGGAGUGUCUCAGCAAAUUGCAACAGCUCUCAAGCAUUUGCAUUUGAUGGCUUUCUGGUCAAUGUGACGGACCUUGACGCUUUCCUCUCUCUCUAUCUCUCUUUGGGUUUCUUUACGUUACUUCCUGUCGUUCACUCGCUGUGUUCAUUUCAUCUUUCACAUUAUUUCCUGCUGUGCUACAGACCAUCUUACACUCUAAAGGUAUGUCUACCCACCACCCCUCUUUCAGGCUAUUUCCAUUUUUAAACCUCAUAUGUGAUUAAUCUUGAGGUUUUUUAGAUUUUUAUACCUUAAAAGUUCAGAUCUUGAAUACUUCUAUCAGUUCAUAUUCCUGUUUUAGUGAAUUGUCAAAAAAAAGUUGUAAUAUUUUAUUUUUCCGAGUGAAAGAUAAAUCUGGGUUUUCAUUUUCUUUGGUGGUUUAAACUCAUUGUUGAACUUUUAAGCUUUUUAAAGUGCAUUUUGUAAGUUCAGUUGCAGGAAAUUAUAAAAGGCAGGCCACCCAAGAAUCUUCUCCUUAAAGAUUUUUUCCUUCAUGUUUUCUUACUUUUUCCCUUCCUUUCUGUGUUAUCUUCCUAUUCCUCCUCUUCUCCAUCUCAACCCCCCCCCCCCCCCCCCCCCCUUUGGAAAAGGGUUGUGCCUCACUAAGGAAUAUUUUUUGAAGAAAGUAAAAGGAAACAACUUUAUCGGCCUCUGUUCCAUCACUCAAUGACAGUUUGUUGCGGGAAGCAUGUGCUAACCAUGGGUUGAGAGACUAACUAAACUCAAGUUCCCACAUGGUGUCCCCAUCAACAUUGGGUGAAGGGCAUUGUAAUGCUUCUUCUGUAAUGGCUUCUCCUUCAGCAAUUUUGAAGGGUAAGGACAGGUUGAACCUUAAAGCUACAGAAUUGAGGCUUGGUCUUCCUGGAUCUCAAUCCCCUGACCGAGAUGAAGGAAUCUGCUCAUCUCUCAAGGCUUCUGGGAACAAAAGAGGGUUCUUAGAAACAAAGGUCGCUUUAGUGACUCAGGCUAAUAAUUGGAUGCUUACCACUCCCAAAUCUGAUUCUCAGGCUAAUAUGAAGGACAAGCACGUGCAAGCUAAGGAGCAAGUUGUUGGGUGGCCGCCUAUUAGAUCGUUUAGAAAGAACACACUGACUUCAAGUGCUAAGGUGAAUGAUGAAGUUGUUGGAAAGCCCGGCCCCAUCGCUAUUUUUGUUAAAGUCAGCAUGGAUGGAGCUCCGUAUCUUAGAAAGGUGGAUCUUAGAACUUACACCUCAUAUCAAGAACUCUCUGCUGGGCUUGAGAAGAUGUUCAGCUGUUUUACCAUAGAAGAACAAUGUGAAAGCCCCCAAGGAGGUCAAGGCAGAGAACAUUUGAGUGAGAGUAUGUUAAGAGAUUGCCUUCAUGGAUCAGAGUAUGUGGUUACGUAUGAGGAUAAGGAUGGAGAUUGGAUGCUUGUGGGAGAUGUCCCAUGGGAUAUGUUCAUAGAGUCAUGCAAGCGGUUGAAGAUCAUGAAGGGCUCUGAUGCAAUUGGAUUAGCUCCAAGGGCUAUGGAGAAAUCCAAGAGCUGCAGGAACUAGCAGACAGCUUCUCAAGUAGCAUUUUGCUGCAUCCUAUCCACUCUUCAGCAAUCUGCCUGCCAAAAUGGACAUAUCUCUCUCUGUUUAUUUAUUUGUUCCAAUGCCUCAUUAUUUUGUUCUAGUAUGGCUGAGAUGAUGUUUUUCAUCCUAAUUAAUAUUUGUAUUGGAUGUGAUAUGAACAGUGAAUUGUGAUAAAUCAACUAAGAGACUUGUAGCAAUGUAAUUUGAUCUAUUGUUUACGUUUUGUUCAAAUAUAAUCGAAUCAUAUCUUCAUUUGAUAGGGGAGCAGGACCCUCCCUAUAUACGUGUUAUAUAGGAC